CUAGUAGUCGUCAAAUAAUCAUAGACGAAAAAAUCUUGUGUUGGAUAUACUUUUUAUUUUUUAUUUUUUUGCCUUAAACGCAAGCAAAGCAUAACCCAAAUUAACAAGCCAGUUCAAUUCUAACGCUAAAACAAUUACUCACAUUACACAACCUUCUUCUUUCUUCUUCUAGAGAGAGAGAGAGAGAGAGAGAGGAAUGGAGGAGCGACCGGUUAGAGUAUAUGCGGAUGGAAUCUAUGAUCUCUUCCACUUCGGCCACGCCCGUGCUCUCGAGCAAGCCAAGAAACUGUUUCCAAAUACUUAUCUGCUUGUUGGAUGCUGCAAUGAUGAACUCACCCACAAGUAUAAGGGCAAAACUGUUAUGAAUGAGAAGGAACGAUAUGAGUCUCUCCGCCACUGCAGAUGGGUUGAUGAGGUUAUCCCUGAUGCACCAUGGGUGCUUACACAGGAGUUCAUUGACAAACAUCAGAUUGACUAUGUUGCACAUGAUUCUCUUCCUUAUGCUGAUGUGAGUGGAGCUGGAAAUGACGUCUAUGAAUUUGUUAAGUCCAUUGGGAAAUUUAAGGAAACAAAACGGACUGAUGGGAUAUCUACAUCUGAUAUUAUAAUGAGGAUUCUCAAAGAUUACAAUCAGUAUGUGAUGCGUAAUUUGGCCCGUGGAUAUACAAGAAAGGACCUAGGUGUUAGCUAUGUCAAGGAAAAGCGGCUUAGAGUGAACAUGGGUCUGAAGAAAUUGCAGGAGAGAGUGAAGAAACAACAAGAGAAAGUUGGAGAGAAGAUACAAACUGUAGCAAAAACUGCUAGAGUACAUCGUAAUGAAUGGGUGGAUAACGCAGAUCGAUGGGUUGCUGGAUUUCUUGAGAUGUUUGAAGAAGGUUGCCAUAAAAUGGGAACAGCCAUUAGAGACCGAAUACAAGAGCGGCUUAGGGUGCAGCAGUUAAAAGGACUUAUAUAUGAUGAGGAAGUUGACAAUGAGUACUAUGAAGACUCUGAAGAAGAAGAGGAAGAAGAAUACUAUGACUAUGAAGAGGAAAAAUGAGUUGCUCUUUUAUGGGGCGCUGAUUUUGUUCAUGGUGUCAAAAGCAUAGUAGUUUAUAUUAACCUCCACUCGGGUGAUCUUCCUGGCAGAUACGGGAUAGACUUAAGCUUGGAAACCAGUUAAAGGCUAGCCUGGAUCUUUCAUGAUCAGUAAUUAGUAUAUGCAUAUCUGGUUUGAGCAAAGAAGAUUAGUAUAUGCAUACCUGCUUUGAGCAAAGAAAAGCAGUUGCGUGUUGGAAAUAGCUGGUGAUAACAUAUGUAUGGUAAAAGGCAAAACUUGUGUGAAUGGUUUUGGAAGUGGUAUUGAUUUGUAUGUAAGGUAAAAAAUACUUAAAACUUUUGAAAGUUAGACCAAGCAAACCAAACUUUAUUAACUUGCCUUUUUACCCAAAGACCAAAGUCAGCAAUAAGGCUCACUAUCCAAAAAACCUAAACCUUCCCCACACGACACCUUCUUAUCCCACUUUUCCAUAUUUUCUCAUUUUCAACUAAAGCUCUCUAAGCAAAAAGGAAGACAAGGGAAACACGAAAAGAGAGAUCAUUUCAAAUAUUCAUACAAGCAUACAAUCAGCUCUCACAAGUCACACCACACUUAGGUCAUUAGUUACUAUCUUUAAUCCCUUCUUGACUCAUAUACAAAGGAAACCAUCUUCACUCUACUUCAUUUAACCUUACAGCACUAAAAAGACCCUUCAAGUAAUGAAAGUUAUUCAUGAAGGAAGAGCCCAAAUUCCUUCGGUUGUUGAUUAAUUAGAGGAUUAACCCUAAUCUUUUGAAGCUUUAUGUAUGAACUCAUAAUAGUUUCUUGUUUUAUAACCACUAGAUUCACAAUUAUUCUUCCCACUGAACUUGUAUUAUUUUGCUAUCAUUUUGUUGUUGAACUCGAAACCAUUUUUGUUGUUCAAUUUGUAUUGCUUUACUGCUUUUUUUA
Molecule: messenger RNA, 1969 nt
Organism: Quercus lobata
Lineage: Eukaryota; Viridiplantae; Streptophyta; Magnoliopsida; Fagales; Fagaceae
Product: choline-phosphate cytidylyltransferase 1-like
Exons: 8
Coding region: 197-1039 (280 amino acids)
Biological process (GO): CDP-choline pathway
Molecular function (GO): choline-phosphate cytidylyltransferase activity; phosphatidylcholine binding
Source: RefSeq, a predicted model, not a curated record